Messenger RNA from Andrographis paniculata, 1406 nucleotides. RefSeq lists its product as uncharacterized. Lineage: Eukaryota; Viridiplantae; Streptophyta; Magnoliopsida; Lamiales; Acanthaceae. The coding region runs from base 110 to 1204 and encodes 364 amino acids. The record is from RefSeq and is a predicted model, not a curated record. Gene Ontology annotation, cellular component: U5 snRNP. The transcript has 10 exons.
ACUAUUUAUGUAUUAUGUACGGAACGUCGUUCGAGCGUAUGUUUCCUCUCUCUACUGAAAUUUGUUUCUCGAAUCCCUCUCUCUCACACACACGCACUGAAAUUGAAGGAUGGAGGAAGGAUCGUCGCGCGGCAGCCUGAAGCGUUCCUUCGUCGAGGACGACGAGUCAAGCAAAGCCCCUCCGGAGAAAAGAGUGAGAUUCCCCAAAGGUAAGAAGCUGAAACAGGGAGAUUAUGUCACAGAGUCAGCUGCUGAAGUUAUUCCUGGUUACAAGGAUCCUCGUCUUGCUGCAAAGGAUAGAGCUACUCGGCGAAAUAAGAUUACAGAAGAAUUGCUGAACGACGAGCACAGUGACUAUACAAACAACAUACGGAAAGCUGAAGUUCACUACAAGGACAAUGAGACUUUUGUUGAAGAAGGUGUUCCAAUAGAACCUUUUAACCUGGACAAAGAGAGAGAAGAAGGAUACUUCGACGAAAAUGGAAAUUAUGUUGAAUAUGUGAAUCAGAAUGAGAUCAAGGAUGCAUGGCUUGAUAGCGUGGAUACUUAUAAAAAGUAUGAUGGAAAGAACACCAUUUCCACAUCCAAUGAUGAUAAACCUCAUGAUCUCGCAACAGAAGAGCUUGCACAAAUCAAUAGGCGGAUUGCUGAUAUUCUUGAACCUGGAGAAACGGUUUUGCAAGCUCUCAGGAGAUUGAAGGGUUCAAGUGAUAAGAAGCAGAAGAUGUCUGCAGAAACCAAACAACUGUUUGACCAACUAACUGAAGAUGCCAUGAAAUUGAUGGAGAAUGGAGAUUACAAUGUAUAUGAUGAAAAGCAGGAACAUUUUGACCGUGAAGCAGAGGGAUAUGAAAAGUUAGUGAAGGCAAGGAAGCAGGGGAUCACAGAAAGUGGGGAUAAUAUGGAGACGUCUGACAUUUUUGAUAUGUUUGGAGAAGAUGAUGGAAAUGCCAAUCCUGCCUCCAAUGGGAGUGAAACAGUUUCUGUUCAGCCCUCCGAGAGUGAAGGCCUGCAGAAUGACUUUGUAUAUGACGACACAUCGGGAUAUUACUACAGCACGAGUUCGGGUUAUUACUACGAUCCCUCUACGGGACUUUAUUGCUGUGCUGCUUCAGGCAAAUGGUACUCUUAUAAUGAGGCCUCAGGAGGAUACGACGAGAUCCAACAAGAUGCUGCUGCUGCUUCCGAUGCUACUGUAAGUUGAAGUGCGAAUGACAUUGAGUUAUACAAGUUAGUCUCAAACUUAUAGGGCAAUGUACGAAACCGGUGUUCCGAUUUGAGUAGCUAGCAGUGUACAAACUUUAAGAAUUUCCUUUCGUCUGAAAUACUUGUUAUUUCAUGACAUCUUCGGGUGUAAGAUAUAUUUUCUGGAAGUGUCUUGAUGUUCAGCUCCUCUACUUUCCAUU